AUGCCAUUCAAAGUCUACACCACAGAGUCGAUCGGCGCACCGCGAAACCACAUUGCUAUCUACAUCGAGACCGCCCCGAGCGAAGAUGCAGGUGCGCUCCACCAUGUCACCGGGACGAUCCUCAACGGCAUGGACUACACGCCUCGACCGACACCGAACCCUGAGCACCUACAGCAUGUGCCAUCAUCCAUGAAGCUGAUUGCAACCAUUGAGGAGAAGGACCUGGAGAAGUUCCGAGAAGAGGUCUGUUUGGCGGUCACACCUCCAAGGGCCCAGGUCACGCUACGAGGAGCCCGUUUGUAUCCUGAUACUCCACUGUAUCGCUGUGGGGAUUGGCUGAAAGAUGUUCAAGAGAUGGCGUUCCGGAAGGGGAUCUUUAAGUCUCUUUGA
Messenger RNA from Penicillium brevicompactum, 390 nucleotides. RefSeq lists its product as uncharacterized. The transcript has a single exon. The record is from RefSeq and is a predicted model, not a curated record. Lineage: Eukaryota; Fungi; Ascomycota; Eurotiomycetes; Eurotiales; Aspergillaceae. The coding region runs from base 1 to 390 and encodes 129 amino acids.